UGAUCGUGACGUGUGCGCGUGAUUUUGUGCAUGUAUACGCUGCGGUCUCUCGUGACCGGUGCGCGACGUUGUAUCGGCGCGAUGUCCGCUGUCACGACGAGCGGGAAGCCGGAGGUGGUUUUCAUCCUGGGCGGUCCGGGCGCCGGCAAGGGCACCCUGUGUCGCUACAUCGUCGAGCGUUUCGGUUAUGCCCACCUGUCAGCUGGCGAUCUGCUGCGCGAGGAACGCGUCAAGCCCGGGUCCCAGUACGGCGAGCUCAUCGAGACGCACAUCAGGAACGGCACGAUCGUCCCCGUGGAGAUCACCUGCAGCCUCAUCGACCGUGCUAUGCAAACUUCCGACAACCCUCACAAUCGGUUCCUCAUCGAUGGCUUUCCUAGAAAUCAGGAUAACCUCGACGGUUGGAAUAAGGUGAUGGCGGACAAAGUUAUACUGAAAGGCGUAAUAUUCUGUGAAUGCAAUGAGGAAGUUUGCACUCGACGUUGUCUGAAUCGUGGUGCCAGCGGUAGCGGUCGCAGCGACGAUAAUGAGCAAUCUUUGGUUCUUCGUCAUCAGACUUAUCUGAAAAAUACAUUACCAAUAAUAGAAAUGUACGAGCGACAGGGUUUAGUUUAUAAAGUUAAUUCUAUGAAGACACCGGAAGAGGUGUUUCAGGAUGUCGCAGAAUUCUUCCCUAAAAUAGGAUGGUAAUAACAAUGGUUCUAAAGGCAUUUCUCUUUUAAAACAAUUCUAAUAAAUAUAUUAUUGUACUUUUUGGUAAUGAGGAAUAUGAAGUUCUAUAUCUAUACUUUAUAUGAUCACAUUUUUACAUGAUAUCUUUAUUUUAUAGAAUGUAUCACACUUUAUUUAUAGAUAGAACAGAUUUGUUUUACUUUGCUGAUACCUAUAUUUAUUCCAAUCUUUGUAUACACAAAUUUUAUUGGCUAAACAUUCCUUGACAAAUGUACAAUAAUACAAUGCAAUUACGGGUGAUAUUGAUAUAACAAUUGAAAAACAUUAAAUAUCCUGUAAAUAUCCUGUCAGAAGUACGGAGAACGACCCGUAUUGUAAAUUCUUUGAUAUAAUGUUAUAUAUAGUUGGUACACGGCGUACACGGCGUACAUGGCUUAUACAUAUAUUUAUAGAACAAAUGUUCAAGUAACGUGUUAUCAUUAUUGGAUUAUAUCGAAUGAGAAUUUAACGAUCGUUAGGAAAAAUCGUAUAUUAAUGCGAGAAAAGACGGAAGUGAAGUUAAGUGGAAAAAAUAUGUAUUAUGUAUUUUUAA
Molecule: messenger RNA, 1264 nt
Organism: Camponotus floridanus (Florida carpenter ant)
Lineage: Eukaryota; Metazoa; Arthropoda; Insecta; Hymenoptera; Formicidae
Gene: Dak1
Product: UMP-CMP kinase
Exons: 2
Coding region: 31-690 (219 amino acids)
Biological process (GO): UDP biosynthetic process; CDP biosynthetic process; 'de novo' pyrimidine nucleobase biosynthetic process
Cellular component (GO): nucleus; cytoplasm
Molecular function (GO): ATP binding; UMP kinase activity
Source: RefSeq, a predicted model, not a curated record